CUGGUAGCAGAAGACGCGAGAAGCGAUGAAUACUGACCCUAUGCAGAACCAAAAUUCUGUUGAAACCCUCCCCGAGCAGCUUAAACGUCUGUACAAAUUCCAAGACGGGUCAAAUGAUGUCUCAACCAUGCGUGGAAGUGUGUUUGAGGAUGCGGACGCGGCUGCCAAUGGAUCAUUGCAUUCGAAUCAGUGGCCCCAAUCCUUAGAUAGGAGAGAUCUUGGCAGUUCAUCGAGUAACUGGAUCCGUCUGAAUGUUGGUGGCAAGAUCUUUCAAACAACUCGCGACACGCUUAUGAAAGUCCCUGGCUCUUUUCUUUAUCGCCUGUGUCAGGACGACAAAAGACUACCGAGUGUCAAGGAUGAAACCGGUGCAUACCUAAUUGAUCGUGAUGCGGAUUAUUUUUCAACCGUUCUUAAGUACCUGAGACAUGGUCGACUUAUCAUCAAUCCGGGUCUUGCUGAAGAAGGAGUUCUCGAGGAAGCUGAAUUUUACAAUCUUCCUCAGCUCGUUCAUCUCCUCAACGAAAGAAUCCAUGAGAAAGAAAGAAGUGCUACUGAAGCUGGGAGAUUCAAAAGUGUUUAUCGCGUCAUACAAUGUCACGAAGAGGAGUUGACAACCUUUAUCUCAGCUACUAGCGAUGGCUGGAAAAUUGUUCAGGACGAGGAAGACUUCAGCAGUGAUUAUAACGUCGUCGAUCGGGUUGUUGGCCUCGGUCUAGGCAAUGACGGCCUAGAGUAUGCUCCCAUCAACUGGAAAAGUCUUCCUUAUGAUGAGGUGACUUGGGAGCAAGUGGAAAGAGUCCCUGAGGACAAGACUGCUGAUUGGAAUAAGAUCAUGGACAAGGCAAAAGUGAGAGAGAAAGCAAGACCAAAAGCUAGUGAAUGGAGCAGGAUGCCGAAAGCCAUCGUGUAG
Messenger RNA from Cylicocyclus nassatus, 913 nucleotides. The record is from the annotation of a GenBank genome assembly. NCBI's taxonomy places the organism in Eukaryota, Metazoa, Nematoda, Chromadorea, Rhabditida, Strongylidae.